ACUGUGCUAGAGCCUCUGCCUGUGCCUCGUGGCGGCUAUUGCCGUCGGCAAAGCAGAUUAAUCGUGUCAGCGGAUACAGCACCGGUAUCCCCUGCGGCCGUAUCACCACACCACACCAACCGCUCCAACACCGAGCCUUACUGAGCUCUUCUUGUAUCUCAAUCACCAACGAGCUGUCCAGCGCGUUCAGGGGGCCUUGGUCUUGCGGGCACGAGGCCCAGCGCGAAGAGAGGCCGCUCGGGUCCUGUGGUAGGUCCUGCCGUCCUGGCGGCUGGCGAAGAGGAGGAGGUUAUAGUCUGCCUGUAAGCCGCUUUCUGCGCCAACCCUCCUGUGGAGUCAUUUGGUGAUUGCUAAAACCAGCAUGUCGCAGGAGCGGACAUUGGAUGAAGUCGUUUUUCCAUUUCUAAUGCAGUUGGAAAGGGCAAGAGUUGUUCCUUUGGGUCCAGAUGAGGAUAGUUCACAUUCAGAUAUUUUACUUCUGUUUGAAAAUAUCAAGAAAGAAGCAUGUGAAGUCAAGGAUAUACUUCUGAGAGUGUCUAAAUGGGAAAAUGAGAUAAUAAAUGAUUUUGGAGGAAUAGCUAGACAUUUGGAUGAAAUCAUAGAAGAAGGCAACCAGCUCAAUUCAAUACAUUCCACACUUCAAAUUGUAAACACUGAGAUGUCCAAGUUAAAAGAUCGUAUGCAACUUCCUCUCCAUGUUCCCAUGAUCAAGCCAAUAGCUCCCACAACCUUGCCAUCAUCUGUACCAUCCAAAUGGGUUCACGCAAAAGUUUCAGAGCAGUGGAAAAGGCUAGAGAUUGAGAGGAAAAUCCUUGAGAGCUCAACCAUUUCUAACUUGCAGGUUAGCUAUGAUAAUCUUGAUCUGCAACUGAAGUUGUGCUUGUUAUGCUUCUCUGUCUUCCCAGAAAAUUCUAUCAUCAGCAAGAGGGCCAUGAUCCAUUGGUGGAUUGGCGAGGGGUUAGUAGCAGCCACAAGAAGUCAGACAGCCGAAGAUGUCGGAAAGGCAUGCUUUGAGAAGCUGAUUGCUCUAGAGAUGAUUGAACCGGUGUAUCAGAAAUGCAGGUAUGGGGUAAACCAAUGCAAGUUACACCCCUGGAUUCGUCGUAUGUUGAUUAAAGUUGCAAAGCAAGCACGGUUUUUUGAAUUUGAUUCAGAUGGCAAUGCAACAUGGGACUGUUCAGCUACUCACCGUGCUUGUCUAGUUGAAGAGCACCAACAGGAAAUCGAUGUGGCAUCACUCAGAAACCUUCUAACAAUAUUUAAUAUAAAUGAGCAAUACCUACAAUUUGAGAAGAGUUGGUUCUUGGAUUUGAGAAAGAUUGCAGUUCUCCAACUAGGAAGAUGGCACAACUUAUGUCGACACCAUAUUGAGGUUGACAGUACUGAAUUUUUGGAAGGACUGCAGUCAUCCAAUCAGUUGAAAUAUCUUUGUCUGAGGGGCAUCUCUAGAAUCAUUGAACUUCCUGCUUCCAUUGGUGGACUCUCGAAUCUUAGGAUCUUGGACCUUCAUGCCUGUCACAACCUUGAGAGACUGAGUACUAGCAUCACGUAUCUUCAGAUGCUCACCCACCUUGAUGUGUCAGAGUGCUACUUGCUGGAAGGCAUGCCAAGGGGUAUUGGCUUGCUUACUGAACUCCAAGUGCUCAAAGGGUUUGUCAUUGGUGGUUCAACUGGCAAUUACAAUUGCCGGGUAGCAGAGUUGGCUAGGCUGGACAAACUGAAGAAGCUGACCAUAUAUAUUGGAAGCAAAGUUGCAGUGACAGAAAAUGAACUGAAUGAGCUUGAGAACAUCAAAGGCCUUUGCGUGCUGAAAAUUACAUGGGCUGUAUCACUUUCAAAGAAAGAACGAGUCCAUCAAACUUCUGAUUCUACACCAUUGAUAACUUCACUCUCCCUACCUCUAAAUCUCGAAAAGCUAGACCUGUGCUGCUUCCCUGGAGAGAAGGUGCCAGAUUGGUUAAGUCCGAGUAAGCUGUUGAGACUGAAGAGACUCUACUUCACUGGAGGAAUGCUAAAAACUUUUGGAAACAAAAACAUGUUAGAGGUGUGGAGCGUUGAGGUUUUGCGCCUGAAAUUCUUGAAUGAUUUAUCAGUACAAUGGACCCAGGUGCAUGAAAUAUUUCCAAAGCUGACCUUUCUGGAGGUCUUCAGAUGUAGGAAGCUAGAAUCCUUCCCUUGCGAUAAGGAUGGGGUGUGGAUGAACCAUGAUACGAAGGAUAGCAGAAAGUAGAAGGCAGGAAUGGAUAUGGAAGACUUGGAUCUGGAGGUUGGUGAUGAAGAUCAACAGAACAAUGGAAACAAAGGCAUUGGUAAUGCAUUGGCUGAUCCAAAUGUGGAUGCCACAAAAUCAAAGCAAAGUAGCACGCACGGAAUGCAGGACAAUGCAGGAAAAUUUUCGGGGAAGAAGGUAGUGGAUCUGGACUCGAUUUUGGUGGAUGGAAGUUCAGGGUCGGGUAUAUUCCAGGGGCUGGGUUUGGGUGACGAGUUGCAGGAGGGUUUGGGAGAGGAGGAAGUUGGCAGAACUAGGUCGCAGCCAGAUGGUGUGCCAGGUAGUCUGCUCUCAGCUUAUGAAAUGGUAAAAAAGAACGGUCAGGUUACUCCAGAGGUGGCGGUUUGUGCUGCUGUUCCGGCAGUGUAUACGGGUUCAUCCGUGUCAUAUCGUAGCAAGAGGAGGGCUGCAACUUCAGCGGGAGACAGUUUGGAGAGGGCUUCCAAGUUGAAGGCGUCUCGCAACCUCGACUCCGACUUCAUGGAAGGUUCUAUUCAGAGGAACUCAUUGGCUCAGACUUUGGGCGCAGCUGCAAAGAAGUGACGAUUCAGCGAAUCUGUUAAGAAGAGCUUGUCGACAUCUGGAGACGAUGGCCAUGCACUUUUUUGCUUAUCGGGGUUGGAGAUUUUCUAAUAGGAUUACGUUGUAUUGAUCAUUUUCAUUUUUUAAGUGAGUGUUGAAUCGGUGAGGAGUAAGAGAGAGUUUAAGUCUUUUAGGCUAAAUGUUUUGGCCUUAUUUUGCGAGUACUUGGAGUUGUUAUUUGGUGUCUGACCUUGGCCCUACCCUCGAAAGAGGCGAAAGCCGGAUUUUGUUCCAUUAUCUAAAAAAAGGAAUGAAUCAAUUGAGCUUUCAUUAUUACUUUGGCUGUGUCA
This is a messenger RNA of Zea mays, 3141 nucleotides long. Its product is annotated as disease resistance RPP13-like protein 4. Lineage: Eukaryota; Viridiplantae; Streptophyta; Magnoliopsida; Poales; Poaceae. The transcript is spliced from 3 exons. Gene Ontology annotation, biological process: defense response to other organism. Bases 362 to 2230 code for a protein of 622 amino acids. The record is from RefSeq and is a predicted model, not a curated record.